Molecule: messenger RNA, 592 nt
Organism: Sphaeroforma arctica JP610
Lineage: Eukaryota; Ichthyosporea; Ichthyophonida
Exons: 1
Source: RefSeq, a predicted model, not a curated record
GUCUGUGUGUGUGACAGUCUGUAGUCUGUACAUAGCACCAAUGAAACACUAUGGCGCAAUGGAUAGAGGGGUCUCUCUGGCAUACUGCCUUAUACGGCCGUGAGAUGUGUGUCUAUACCGACGCAAUUAUCAAGUGUGUGCGUGUAGCUGAUCACACCGAUUCAUUCUUAUUCAAGCUCGUGGUGAAGGCAAUAGACCCUCCUAUAAAUACUACAGUCAAGAUACGAAUGUUUUUCAUACGUACAAGUAUGAUUUUACAUCUUGGUCAGAAUUUAAUGAGCUGGCGGGGUCGAAGAGAAGAAACAUACGUCUUCCGGUUUGAAUUGCCUGAUGAGGAUUGUAAUGUGAAGACGUUUCGUGACGAUGUAGCACGCAUGCUAGUCUCAACAACAAGACAGAUACCUAUACAUACGGUUACACCUCUCGAUAUGAGGGAGGUGGAUAUGGCAACCGCUCAGUUAUCGUCAGAGAUCUCUGAGUGUGUCCCUUUGCCUCAGAGGGACUUCAUUAAAGCGGUCGUGUGUGGCGAUAUUGCAUUGGCGCUUGAGAGGUUGCGCACUGGUGCGGUCGAUAUCAAUGCCAGUGAUAAGGU